UUGUUGUCAUAAUGAUGAAGAUGAGUCUGGGUUCAUUAAUAUUCUACCGAUGGAAAAGCAUUAAGUUUUAAAAAAAUGGCAGCUGUGCAUCAAAGUCAUAAACUGCUGGGUGAGAAGUUCACAUGUCUGGUUUGUGGACAAGAAGGGCUGGAUGAGGCAUCAAUGCGGACCCAUGUACAGUUAGAACAUGUGGAAAACAACAACUGUUGUCCAUUCUGUGAUCUGGCUGGAAUUACUAGUGAUGAAAUGACCAUGCACAUCAAUGCAGUUCAUUUUGAUGAUGUAUCACAGUGGUCAAACAAUAAAAAACUGGAGGCAGACGUAACAGACAAAAAAGAAGAUCCGGAAAAGUUUGGUAAAGAGCAUGGUGGAGCCAUUCCUAAAAAUACUGAAAGGACAUUAAAACAUUCCCACAGUUUAGAACGAAGUCCUCAUAGGUCACCUUCAAGGAAAUCUGGAAUUCCAACAUCUCAAUCAGAAUCCAAUUUGCAUCGAAGAGGGCAGCUAAAACUAAACUUCAAUUCUGUCAAUGAACCAGGUCGUUCAAUAAGUGCAUCUGCAUCAACUGAGACACUUAGAGCUUUGACAUCUUCCACAUCUGUACGGACCUCAAUGUCUGCGCAUUUGAUGCAAGCUUCGUCUUCUAUAGAAGGUAUUGUUGAAGGUGACUCAACUCCUGAGGAAAUGGACCAGUCUUCAGCCAGCUGUAUGCGACCAAGAAUUCAUGGUCGUAUUCAAAGCCAGAACAGUAUUCCUGAGGAGAGUCAUGACAAUAACAAUGUUCCCUUGCAGCCUAAUCUUAAUCAAGCCCUUCAACCGGAUAUAAACGACAAUAUUGAACCUGAUAUUAACUCUAACAUGCCGGCAAGUUUUCUUUGUCCUCUUUGUCAAUUCAUCACAUCAUCAGAGAGUGUCAUACAAGCGCAUGUGAACAUGGCCCAUGUGGAUGUCCUAAGUCCAGCCAGACCCAGAACCACUGGGAUCAAUCACAUGCAGUCCAACAGAAGCUCAAAAGAAACAAUUGCUGACAAUUCUGCUAGUACUAGUCAAUCAGGUGCAAGUAACAUUCUUGAAGAUGAAUAUCUCUGUCCAAUUUGCUCACAGACAUUCUACAAUACAGCGACACUUAGUUUGCAUGUUAACCAAGACCAUGCCCAGAUUUUCAGUCCUGGCAGGCCCCUACCAGAUGGAGCUGAGGCCAGUGAACCUGUGGCAGGUCCUUCCUCAUUCCACUGCCCCGUGUGUGCCAUGGAGUUCUAUGAUAGGGGGAAACUGGAAGCCCAUGUUAAUGGACAUUUUUCAGCGGAACAGACACCUGUUCAGGAGCGCACUGACAAGCUGAUUGCUCAGGCUCUACAGGAGAAGGAGGAAGACAUUGCCAAACAUGCUGAGAAGGAAGAAUUCCAUAAACUGCAGGCCAUGUAUGGCAUGGUGGAAGGCACGCCUUACAAGAAAAAGUUUGAGAAGAACCUGGAGAAGGCCGUUGCCAAGGGUGACAUGACGGUCGUUGAGUUCCAGGAAAGGAAGAAUGGCUUUAAGUUUGCAGAGGCUCGAGGUGUUGAUGAUGGAGCAUCUUGUACCAAAGGUAUAAUUCAGCGACUGCAGGAGUACUACCGAGGUCCAACCCACGGUGUAGCACGGGCGUACCUGUGCACGAUUGUGGACCACUAUGCAGGCUCGUAUGGGGACACAGGCUGGGGGUGUGGUUACAGAAACUUCCAGAUGCUGCUCUCUGCACUCAUGACUGAGCCUACUUACUGCAAGGUCUUGUUUAAUGACAAGCCGGUGAUGCCUUCAAUCCCCAAGAUCCAGAGGCUCAUUGAGGGUGCCUGGGAGAAGGGGUUUGACAAACAGGGGUGUGACCAGCUAGGGGGGCGGGUUUUCAACACGGAGAAGUGGAUCGGCGCUACCGAAAUUGUGGCCACAUUGGCCUCUCUUAACAUAAAAUGCCGUCUGCUGGAUUUCCACAAACCUACAGGGCCUAAUGGAACACAUCCACAGAUGUUUGAAUGGGUCAAAAACUAUUUCCAAAAGGCGUCUGCUUUCAAACCCCCUCUUUACUUGCAGCACCAAGGACAUAGCAGAACGAUAAUUGGCAUUGAGGAACUAAAAGACAAGCACCUGCGCCUGCUGUUGUUCGAUCCAAGUGUCCGCAAGAAGCAGAUGACCGUGUUCCACAGCAUCGUGAAUGCCAAUAUCAUGAAGACCCUUCGCAAGCCUCUGGAGUACAUGAAGUCCAAACAGUACCAGAUUGUGGCUGUGACAGGGAUUUUAUCAGAACAAGAUUAUCAGGAGGCCAAGAUCUUACGUAGUGAAAAAAUUAGCUAAUAUCAUGCAACCAUGACAUCAUGCAACCAUGACAACUAGUAUGGACAGUUCAUGCAGUCAGUUGUGACGAGGUCUCCUUGAGGUUGUGAUGCAGACGACAUAAUACGGACCAGUCUGAGGCAUUUUUGUCUUCUUUCAGACUGGUUUACGAGAGUUGUGUCCUGUUUGUGACAUAUUUCUUUUCAUGCACACAGGUUUUUUGGAGAUUUUGGUCUUUUGUGUUUUCAUACACAUUUUUUCGAGAGAUAUAUGUUCUGUCAUUUGUGACUUCAUACAAACCAAAUCCGAGACAUUAGUUUCCUAUAAGUUUUUUCAGAAGACAAAGUAUGUGGCAUUUGUGUUGUCAAACAACUGAUUUGUGACAUUUGUGUCUUUUCACAAACCUGCUUGUCACUUGUGUUUAUGUUUAAAAAAAAUAUGUGACAAAAAUAUGUGGUAUAUUUUUCAUUCCUUUUUGUGUGAAAGUUAUGUCUUUAUACAAACGAUUGUGUUUUUUACUUGUUUUCAUGAAGCAAACCAUUCUAGUCAUUGCAAUUUCAUAAAUAUCAUUCCAUCAUUUGUUAUGCCCCCGGUUGGGUUGCAUAUAGCAGUUGAACUGUCCGUCCGUCCGAAAACUUUAACAUUGCCCAUUACUUUUGCAAUAUUGAAGAUAGCAACUUGAUAUUUGGCAUGCAUGUGUAUCUCAUGGAGCUGCACAUUUUGAAUGGUGAAAGGUCAAGGUCUGUUAUUAUUAAUUUUUUGGCAAAAUUACUGUCAUCAUGGCAUUUGAUUACCUUAAGAAUUAAUCAGCUUAUUUUGUUUUUGGUAUGAUUUUUAUCAUUUUUAAGCAUUUAAGAAAUAAGAUUGGACAAUCAGUGUACUGCUUAGCUUCCUAUGGGUAUAUCCUAUAUUUCUAAGGUUGCUUAGAACAGCAAAAACUGUUUCAUUUUAAUUGUAUUUGAAAUUUCAUACAAUUUACAUGGUAUUUUAAGAGCAGUAAUUUGAAUAUCUUAUUUGAUCUAUAAAUAAUGUACAAAGUGACCUUUUCAAUUGCGUAAGUGGAGAGACAGCCAGCUAUUGUUUUGGUAGAUUUAACCCCGGAAUAUUUAUCUAAAGUGUGAUAUGUACAUGCAUGUUCUUUGUUUGAAAUAUUUUAUGUGAUCAUGGUUAUCAUAAUAUAAAUUUAAUAUUUAAUUUCAUAAAUUACUUUUUUUGUUACAAACUCUAUCUUCUCAGAAUAGGUAAGUUUCUGUGGGUGUCAGCAGAAAGCCUUAGGGCCCAUGGCCCUUUGUUAUUAUUGACUUAAAAUAAAGGUUUCUAUUGUUAAAUUGCUUUCAAAAUGUAUGAUGUAUUGUCUUUCAGGACGAUUUUCACUUUAAAUUAUCAUGGGUCUGUGAUGUGUUUAAAAUGUAUGAAACUGUGUAUCCAUGUUAUAGUUUAGAUACGUAUAAACAUGCUGCUAAAUUUGUUGCAUAACAGCAUAGUUAUUCUAGUCAUUAAGUAUCAUCGUAUUGCUUACUAAGAACAUAACACAACCCAAUUUUACAGACUUGGUUCAAUACAUACACAAUAUAUAAGCCGAGCUCUGGGUAAGCCUGGCUCAAUGCAUGUGCGCAAAGUGUUGUCCUAGAUAAGCAUGUACAGUCCGCACAGGCUCAUCUGGAAUGACACUUCUCACUUUAUGGUAUUUUUCGUUUAAAGGAAAUCUCUUCUAAUAGACAAUCCAGUUUAGACUGAAAAUGUCGUCCUUGAUUAGCCUGCACAUGCAUUCAGCCCUGAUUUACUAGUUCUCCCUGCACAUGCAUUCAGCCCUGAUUUACUAGUUCUCCCUGCACAUGCAUUCAGCCCUGAUUUACUAGUUCUCCCUGCACAUGCAUUCAGCCCUGAUUUACUAGUUCUCCCUGCACAUGCAUUCAGCCCUGAUUUACUAGUUCUUCCUGCACAUGCAUUCAGCCCUGAUUUACUAGUUCUCCCUGCACAUGCAUUCAGCCCUGAUUUACUAGUUCUCCCUGCACAUGCAUUCAGCCCUGAUUUACUAGUUCUCCCUGCACAUGCAUUCAGCCCUGAUUUACAAGUUCUCCCUGCACAUGCAUUCAGCCCUGAUUUACUAGUUCUCCCUGCACAUGCAUUCAGCCCUGAUUUACUAGUUCUUCCUGCACAUGCAUUCAGCCCUGAUUUACUAGUUCUCCCUGCACAUGCAUUCAGCCCUGAUUUACUAGUUCUCCCUGCACAUGCAUUCAGCCCUGAUUUACUAGUUCUCCCUGCACAUGCAUUCAGCCCUGAUUUACUAGUUCUUCCUGCACAUGCAUUCAGCCCUGAUUUACUAGUUCUCCCUGCACAUGCAUUCAGCCCUGAUUUACUAGUUCUCCCUGCACAUGCAUUCAGCCCUGAUUUACUAGUUCUCCCUGCACAUGCAUUCAGCCCUGAUUUACAAGUUCUCCCUGCACAUGCAUUCAGCCCUGAUUUACUAGUUCUCCCUGCACAUGCAUUCAGCCCUGAUUUACUAGUUCUUCCUGCACAUGCAUUCAGCCCUGAUUUACUAGUUCUCCCUGCACAUGCAUUCAGCCCUGAUUUACUAGUUCUCCCUGCACAUGCAUUCAGCCCUGAUUUACUAGUUCUCCCUGCACAUGCAUUCAGCCCUGAUUUACUAGUUCUCCCAGCAUAUGCAUUCAGCCCUGAUUUACUAGUUCUCAUAUAGUACUCAAUAUGCUUAUUAUGCUGUUAAAUUUCUACAAAAAUGAUGCCAUUUACUUUGUUAAUAACUAAGAGUGAUCAGUGCAUUUGUGAAAGAAAUACAGCCUGUAAGCAUUGAUAUGUGUACACUUUUAAGUGUAAUUUAUAUUUUAGGAAUGUGGCUUUAUUAUGUCCCCCACCACUAUAGUGGGGGACAUAUUGUUUUUGCUCUGUCUGUUGGUUUCUUUGUUUGUUUGUUUGCCCCAACUUUUAACAUUUGCAAUAACUUUUGCAAUAUUCAAGAUAGCAACUUGAUAUUUGGCAUGCAUGUGUAUCUCAUGGAGCUGCACAUUUUGAGUGAUGACAGGUCAAGGUCAUCCUUCAAUGUCAAAGAUAUGGGUAAAAAUCGCUCAUUUAAUGAAUACUUUUGUAAUAUUGAAGAUAGCAACUUGAUAUUUGGCAUGCAUGUGUAUCUCAUGGAGCUGCAAAUUUUGAGAGACAUAGUGUUUCUGACAAACACAUAUCUUGUUUUUGUUUGUAAUUAAAUUUGUCUUAUUAUUACCACCUGAGAAAUGUGUAGUAGAAAUUUUGUUUGUUAACAACAGCAUCACAUGUAUAUAACGCAGGUUAACUUGUGACAGAAAUUACAUUUCUUUGAUUGAAUUCAGAUGUAAACAAAUUAGGCUAUUGAUCGUUUUUCAUACAACAUUUAAAAUAAUUAGAAAUAUUUUUACAUGAUUCAACCAAUCUUGUUUGUUGUUAUUGACUAAAGCGUUGCUAAGCUUGUUUGAUUAUGCAGAUGAUUUUCUUUGGCUUUAUAAUGUACUGUAUAUAGCAAACGAAAAUAAUCUUAACACUAUGUAAGCGGUCACUUUCCUUGGUUAAUUUUGCAAUAUUUGUGACAUUAGUAGUGUUAAUUUAUAGAAUGCAAUGUCUUUUUAGCUCCCCUGAGCACAACGUGCUCAUGGUGAGCUUUUGUGAUCGCCUUUUGUCCGUCGUCGGUCGUGCGUUGUGAAUAGUGCGGUGUCAACAUUUGCCUUGUUAACUCUCUAGAGGGCACAUUUAUUGUCCAAUCUUCAUGAAAUUUGGUCAGAAUAUUGUUCUCAAUGAUAUCUUGGAUGAGUUCGAAAAUGGUAACGUUUGCUUGAAAAACAUGGCUGCCAAGGGGCGGGGCAUUUUUCCUUAUAUGGCUAUAUAUGGCUAUAGUAAAAUCUUGUUAACACUCUAGAGGCCACAUUUUUUGUCUGAUCUUCAUAAAACUUGGUCAGAAGAUUCAUUCUUAUAAUAUCUUAGAUGAGUUCGAAAAUGAUGCUGGUUGGUUGAAAAACAUGGCCGUAAUUGGGAGGGGCAUUUUUCCUUAUAUGGCUAUUAUAAAACCUUGUUAACACUCUAGAGGCCACAUUUAUUGUCUGAUCUUCAUGAAACUUGGUCAGAAGAUUCAUCCCAAUAAUAUCUUGGAUGAGUUCGAAAAUGAUGCUGGGUGGUUGAAAAACAUGGCCACCAGGGGCCGGGGCAUUUUUCCUUAUAUGGCUAUUAUAAAACCUUGUUAACACUCUAGAGGCCACAUUUAUUGUCCAAUCUUCAUGAAAUUUGGUCAGAAGAUUGUCUUAUUGAUAUUUUGGAUGAGUUCGAAAAUGGUUACGUUUGCUUGAAAAACAUGGCUGCCAAGGGGCGGGGCAUUUUUCCUUAUAUGGCUAUAGUAAAAUCUUGUUAACACUCUAGAGGCCACAUUUAUAGUCUGAUCUUCAUGAAACUCUGUCAGACGAUUCAUCCCAAUAAUAUCUUGGACGAGUUCAAAAAUGAUGCUGGUUGGUUGAAAAACAUGGCUAUCACGGGGGCGGGGCAUUUUUCCUUAUAUGGCUUUAGUAAAACCUUGUUAACAGUGAUAUCUUGGAUUAGUUUGAAAAUAAUUAUGUUUGCUUGAAAAACAUGGCUUCCAAGAGGCGGGGCAAUUUUCCUUAUAUGGCUAUAGUAAAAUCUUUUUAACACUCUAGAGGCAACAUUUAUUGUCUGAUCUUCAUGAAACUUGGUCAGAAGAUUCAUCCCAAUAAUAUCUUGGACGAGUUCGAAAAUGAUGCUGGUUGGUUGAAAAACAUGGCCGCCAGGGGGCGGGGCAUUUUUCCUUAUAUGGCUAUUAUAAAACCUUGUUAACACUAUAGAGGCCACAUUUAUUUUCUGAUCUUCAUGAAACUUAGAAGAUUUGUCCCAAUAAUAUCUUGUUAUCUCAGGUGAGCGACUUUGGGCCUUUGAGGCCCUCUUGUUUUAAAUUUACAUUUUUUAAUGCGUAUUUAUUGGCAUAAACAUAAUCAUGCAUUUUCAUGGGUAACAUUCCAGUAUGAGCCAGCUUCUUGCGUAUUUCAGUCCCAAUUCUAUCAUCCUUGCAAACAUUUAAUGGGUUAUCAGUUGAUAGCUAAUGAUAUUAUUAUGGCAAAUAUGAUUGACAUCAAAAAUUGACUGCAACAUGUUUUCACAAGACCACCAAACAAUGCCGACCAUGCUUUUAAAUUAAAUGUUGAAAAUCUUUGAGAGACUCCGUUGACGAACGUUUUUACUGGACAGUGUCAUAAUCCUACUGUAAUAUUUCUGCUGAUGUCAAUUACAUCUUACGUGGCUCAAAUCAUUAAAAGAUAUUUAAUAACACCUUGCUGCUGUAUUUACUUCAUGUUAUGAUAAUCAUUGAUUUUUGUGUUGUUAUUUUUGAUCUUUAUUUUUAAUAAAAGCUCACACACACA
This is a messenger RNA of Dreissena polymorpha, 7712 nucleotides long. Its product is annotated as zinc finger-containing ubiquitin peptidase 1-like. The transcript has 9 exons. Bases 76 to 2328 code for a protein of 750 amino acids. The record is from RefSeq and is a predicted model, not a curated record. NCBI's taxonomy places the organism in Eukaryota, Metazoa, Mollusca, Bivalvia, Myida, Dreissenidae.